Molecule: messenger RNA, 3834 nt
Organism: Meriones unguiculatus (Mongolian gerbil)
Lineage: Eukaryota; Metazoa; Chordata; Mammalia; Rodentia; Muridae
Gene: Cdkl3
Product: cyclin dependent kinase like 3
Exons: 7
Coding region: 473-1672 (399 amino acids)
Biological process (GO): dendrite extension; negative regulation of axon extension; protein phosphorylation
Cellular component (GO): nucleus
Molecular function (GO): ATP binding; cyclin-dependent protein serine/threonine kinase activity
Source: RefSeq, a predicted model, not a curated record
GGGUCUGGGGAGAGGGUGGGUGGGACUGCAGGGGCGAGGUCCCCACGCUCGGUGCACCGUGCCCUGUAACGAGGCACCCGCAGUGUUUGGUGGAGGGACUGUUUAUCUUGGCUUCCGUUGUCAUUGCUGGUUUCUGAAAUCUAAAUUUCUUAAUCCCGUGUUCCAAAAGGAUUCCUCAGCUAAAGGCGUGUCAGACUUCCCUUUUAACCUCUCAGUUCCCGUCUACACAAAAUGCUAGAUUAAUGCAGGGCAUCCUGUCCUGGUAAAACCUGGAGACGUUGGAGCGUCUCAGACAACCGAAGAGGUCCCACGAACAGGCUCUGCUCUGCUGUAGACAGCACUCCUAGUUUUGUUCUUAUGUCCAAAAGUAUCGGGUUAUCGACGCUAUGCAUUAUCCAGCCUGAAUGAGCGAAAGCGUGAACGUUUAACAUUUUCUUUCUUUAUUUCUGUGAAGUAGAAGCCAGGCUUCAAAAUGGAGAUGUAUGAAACCCUUGGAAAAGUGGGAGAGGGAAGUUACGGAACGGUCAUGAAAUGCAAACAUAAGGAUACUGGGCGGAUAGUGGCCAUUAAGAUAUUCUAUGAGAAACCAGAAAAAUCUGUCAACAAAAUUGCAACGAGAGAAAUAAAGUUUCUAAAGCAAUUUCGGCACGAAAACCUGGUCAAUCUGAUUGAUGUUUUUAAACAAAAAAAGAAAAUCCAUUUGGUGUUUGAGUUUAUUGACCACACAGUCUUAGAUGAAUUACAGCAUUACUGUCACGGACUAGAGAGUAAGCGACUGAGAAAGUACCUGUUCCAGAUCCUUCGCGCCAUCGACUACCUGCACAAUAAUAAUAUUAUCCAUCGAGAUAUAAAACCCGAGAAUAUUUUGGUCUCCCAGUCAGGAGUUACUAAACUCUGUGAUUUUGGGUUUGCAAGGACGCUAGCUCCCGGGGAUGUCUACACAGAUUACGUGGCCACACGCUGGUACAGAGCUCCGGAACUGGUGCUAAAAGACACCUCUUAUGGAAAGCCGGUAGACAUCUGGGCUUUGGGCUGUAUGAUCGUUGAGAUGGCCACUGGCCAUCCCUACCUGCCUAGCAGUUCAGACUUGGAUUUGCUCCACAAGAUAGUUAUAAAAGUAGGCAACCUGACCCCGCACCUGCACAAUAUCUAUUCUAAGAGCCCCAUCUUUGCCGGGGUGGUUCUUCCGCAAGUUCAGCACCCGAAAAACGCAAGGAAGAAAUACCCGAAGCUCAACGGACUGCUGGCAGAUAUAGUUCAUGCUUGUCUACAAAUUGAUCCUGCUGAUCGGACAUCGUCUACUGACCUUCUGCAGCACGAUUACUUUACUAGAGACGGAUUUAUUGAGAGUGUGUGUCGCUGCGUCACAGUUAGGUGUAAUGACAACAGCCGCUCUCAUGACUCUCGACAUACCUAUUCCAGGAAACGGACAAAGACAAGAGGCCCAAGGACACCAAAGUCAGAGUCAUUAAAGUCAAAGGAGGGAAAGGAGAUGUCCCAGACCCGAAAAAGACAGAGUGUGAAGGUGCCCACCACCAGCAGGGCACAGCUGAUAACACGCACGCCUUGCCUCAGGAUAGGAAGCCUUCUGUCACUGAGCUGCCAAACCCUGUCCACCCCAGCACGAGCUCCACUGGUGUCACAGACGACCCCCACCCCGGAGGGUGCAUGACCAUGCCGCCCAUCAACCUGACGAGCAGUAAUCUGAUGGCUGCACACCUCAGCUCAAAGCCCUCCCACUCCAAUGCACGGUGAGCUGGAGCGAGAGGAGGCCUACUGUAUGAUGACAUUUCAGGGUGACUUCUAGAAGGUCAGUGUAGACUGACUUGGAGAAAGAUCUGUUGGAAUUCCAACCAUGCAGCAAGGCAUUCGCUGAGCGGUGCUUGGGAAUGUUCCGAGAGAAGCUUUUUUUCUUAGCUGUGUAGGCAUUGAUUCAUUGAUUGAUUGAUUUUUGGCGACAGAGUGCCACAGUGCCCAGACGAGCCUGGAACUUGCUUUGUAACCCAAGCUGGCCUCGUACACGUGGUCUGCCAGCCUCAGCCCUCCAGUGAUGGGAUUACAGAUGCGCACCACCGCAGCCAGCUUUGGUGGUCAGCCGUUCACUGGUAUCUUUGGGACAGCUUUAACAAUAGCGAAUUGUUUUAUGUCCGUAUGUGUCCCUGUAUGUGUAUGUGCAGCACCACAUCCGGUCAGCAUCUGUGGGAGGCCACAGGGCAUCAGAGCCCCUGGAGCUGGAGUUACAGGCAGUUGUGAGCCACCCAGUGUGGGUGCCAGGAACUGAACCCAGGUCCUCCACCUGGAUGGUACUCACUCUCAACUGCAGAGCCUGGAAUAGAUUUUUAAAAGAAGAAUAGUUUCUAUUAGAAGAGAAAAGGGGUGAUUUGGCUUAAGUUUUGGCACCCAUGUGCCUUGAUGUGCUAGUCUGCUUAGUAUUGCUGUGACAAAAUAUCUGAGACUAGGAUGCUUUAUAAAGAAAAGAGGUCUGUCUGGCCCCUGGCCGUGGUGGCUGGUACCACAGCAUGGUACCACAGCAUGGCACCACUGCUCUGGCUGGGGCUCCUUGACUGUGUCACAGCAGAAUCAGAGAAGGAGGCAAGAAACCGACCACAUGUCAGAGUAACACGUGUGCCAACCAGGGAGAGAGAUUUCAGGGGAGGCGACAGGGUCCUUUAUAAAGACUCUCUUUUAUGGAACACCCUUCAAGUUCGAGAAUGCCUGGUAAGGAAGAAGUCAUCAAUCAUUCUUGAGCUUUAGUCACCUCCUUCCUGAGAGUCCUCCCCACUUAGAGGCUCCACCCCUCUCAACACCCCCCCCCCAAGCUGGAACAAGCUUCCAGCGUGUGGACCGCUGGAGGACGAGCCAUAUCUAACCAUAGCACUCAGUACUGCAAAGCUGGCUUCAUUUCUGCCCCACAGCAGAGUCCCUCAAUGGAGAAAUGGUCCAGAAUCAGUCCUUCAUAGCAAAUAGCCUUUCAGCACAAAGUAUGCUGGUAGGAAACAGUGAUUCCGGCCAGUUUUAGGUUUAGCCUCUGCUGCAGAUGGAGAGGCCGAUCGUGAGGCUGCUCAGCCUGGGCACUGGCGAUGAACGGUGAAGACCUGAGGUCUGCCUGCAACCUCCCCAGAUUCUGCUUAGGCUACAGGAGGCAGCCAAGCCCUACAGAGCCUCCUCCCCAACCCGCAGGGUUGUGAGGACGAGCGGUCUGUAGAUAUAGGCCAGAUGUAGAUGUGUCUGUGUAAGUCCAGAGGAACAUCAGGCCACAGGCUUCAGUGACCCCAGUGUUCUUGAGGUGAUGCCAAAGCCACGCUGCCAGUAAUCAUGGUGGUAAGCCAGUGUCAGGCAAGCCCAAAGUUAAGAACUCCAGAGGUUAAAUGAUCCAAGUGAAGAACAGAUACAGGGGAGCAAAUGGGCCCCAAGAGUAAUUUCCCCAGCAGUUGGACAUGCCCAAGCUGACCUGUCUCUGGAGUUCUCAGAACUUCAGAACCAAAAGUGACCUGUUAACACUCAUAUUCAAACAGAGCCAUGGUGUAGAACCUUUCCUUUUCCAUAAGCCAGGAUCUGGUUAUGUUUCUCAGGCUGUCCUUAAAUUAAAAUCCCCCAUCAGCCACUUGAGUGCCAGUGUCAUAGGUGUUUACAGACCAGCCCACCCAUUAAAACUUGUCUGUUCUUAAAGCUAAAACAGGCGCAAUUCUGGGAGGAUCUAAUAACCUCUCAUUUACUUUUAAUUACUAGGUUAACUGAAAGAGCAAAAAGGAGACGCACUUCACAAACUAUUGGACAAACUCUGUCCAACAGCAGACAAGAGGACUCAGGUGCCACACAAGUAAGACAAGAUGC